CGCGUGCAGGCGGCGAGUAGACGAUAAUAUACGCACCGUCAACACCGUGGCGCCUUUAUUCCGGACGCGCGAUCGACGCUCGUCGCGACGACGACAUUGUUGCUAUUAUUGUUGUUGUAACAACUAUAAUAACAGUGUUGUUGUAAUUACUUCACGUCCGUUAACCGCGACUAUACCAUAUUAUUAUACCGUCGUCGGCUGGAAAUGAUCGACGACGGCGUUCGAUUUCAUUUACGCGCCAAAACCACGGCGGCUGCAGCCAAAGUCGUCUCCGCCUUCGUGUAAUCCGUCAUAAUUUAUAUAUUCACCUACCAAAUACCUGCUCAUCAAGAUGCUCCGAAUUUUACCAGUAUAGGCACCAUUCAGUUUUUUACACCUGCGUUUUGUUCACUUGUUGACAGUUGUCAAGUCCCUGGAGGAGCGGUGCGAAAUCCCGGCGGCAAACAUCCUCGGUGAAGUGGUGUACACGGUCCCACAUAAUAUUAUGAUUUUUUCGCCAGCAAAGGCCAUGGAUUCGGUAACGUCAAUCGGCAGUAACCGGGAUGUGGACGGUUUUCGAAAAAAGUACGGUCCCAAGUCGACCGACUCACUGACGUUCUCCAUCGCCCGCAUCAUGGAACCGGACGUCCGGAAACAGCCUAGUGCACCGGCGGCCGACUACUUCCACGCACUCGAAUCGGCGUUCAAGAAAUACGUGCCGGCGUUCAGAUCCAGUCCGUUGCAAUCCACGCACUGCACUGCCAACGCCAACGAUGGACGGACUCCACUGACCGUCAACAACAACGACCGUUAUUUAUCGACUACGAUGACGACAACGACGACAGCCGUGCAGCUGUUUCACUAUCAGCAACAUUCUAGGCUGUCCUGCACCUCAGAAGACAGACCUACUCAUUCCCGCCCCCAACCACCUCCGCCGUCAUCCGAACUUCCGGCUCUCACAAUACUUCCGGUGCUCCCCGCACUUCCGGUGCCACCACCACCGCCGCCACCAACAUCACAUCAGAUGACGCUCGGGCGACUCGCCGCGACCAAGACCGUUCAGUCGCCGUCCGGCGCCAAGGAACUGUCGCAGGCGGUCACUUCUGUCACGCCAGUUAAGACAUUUACAUGCAACCAUUGCGGAAAAGUUUUUUACGCUCAUUACAACCUGACGAGACACAUGCCAGUUCACACAGGCGCCCGACCGUUCAUUUGCAAGGUUUGCGGCAAAGGCUUCAGACAAGCGUCCACGUUGUGCCGCCACAAGAUCAUACACACCGAAGAAAAGCCUCACACGUGCGCCAUUUGCGGAAAAGCGUUCAACAGGAGUUCGACGCUGAACACGCAUACUCGGAUACACGCCGGGUACAAGCCGUACACUUGCGAAUACUGUGGCAAAGGAUUUCACCAAAAGGGCAACUACAAGAAUCACAAGCUAACGCACAGCGUGGAAAAAGCGUUUAAGUGCACAGUGUGCCAUAAAGCUUUCCAUCAGGUGUACAACCUGACGUUUCACAUGCACACUCACAACGACAAGAAGCCGUUCACGUGUCACGUCUGUGGCAAAGGGUUUUGCAGGAACUUCGAUCUCAAGAAACACUUGCGCAAACUCCACGACGCUCCGUAUCCGCAACACCAGCCAGCAGCGGUCGCACCACAGAUCUCCACAGCCGCACUGACGGCGCAACCGCCUUUGCCACCGCCGCAGCAGAACGUCCGCCACGGUCUUGGCACGUGCAUGCCACCGUUCCAGUCGGUGCAGGCUGGAUCCCACAGAAACGCAAUCAUGUCGCACGACUCGCAGCACCACUACUGAUUCCCGACGGGAGUUAGUUAGGCGAGGCGAUUGUCGGGCGAAUAACUUAUAUUGUGUACAAUACUUAAAUUUAUGUGCAAUAAGCCCAAAGACCAUAAUAAUAUAUAAUAGUAUAUUUUUAUUAUAUUAUAUUAUGGACUAUGGUAACCUAUUUUUCUUAAAUUAUUUAUGACGAGAUCGCGUCGAUUUAGAAUUUUUGUCCUGGAACUCGAUAUAGGUACCUCGUGUUUUGAACAAAUAUGAUGUUUGGUCUAGUCGCAUUUUAACGUAGGUACAACCUAUACAGUACCUACUCAAAACCACGGAUAUUAUACUUAUUAGUAAUUAUUACUUAUACUCAAACUAUAGGAUUUGAGGUAGGUACUAAGUUACACUAGCUUAACUGACAGGUGUGUUGCAAAAGCGUCGCGUCGGUUAGAAGGUAGAAAGGUUUUCUUUUUUCCUGUUUUCUUUCUUCAAAUCAUCGUUUAUUAAUAUUUUACUUUGCAUAUUUUGUUAUGUUUACUAACUUCAGCAUAAUAAUUACGUUUGUCCUCAGAGGAAAUGGUGGGUAAAUAUAACCUUACUUUAUCUUCUCGAUGGAUAUUGAUAUCGAUGUAUUUAUAAAGGGUGCAGCUGCAAUAGAUGAUAUUAAUUUUGACGAUCAAAUGACAAUCCAACCUUAAAAUGUAGGUAUGUUCUUGUCAUCAAUUAAAUGCUAAAAUUGAAAGUUAAUGGUAUGGGUCAUAGAAACAAAACCAUACAUAUAUAAAUAUAAUAUGAUGUUUCCGACAAUUCAAUUUGUACUAAUAUUUGAUUUCCACUUCUUCGCAUUAAAAAUAAAUUUCCAAAAUCUAAUUCGAAUUAUGAAUUUACGUUCACGGGUCACAGGUAAAUAGGUAGGUAUAAACUAUUUGCUAAAAUAAAUGUUUUAAGGUAUCCUGGUAUAAAUGUUUUUUUUAAGAAUUAUAAAUUAAUAUCAACAGGAGGAUUUAAACAAUUGCAACUGUUUAUAAAAAAAAACAUCAUUAUACCUCUUACAAAAUGUUGUUCAAUUUCAGGUGUUUUAUCUCUAUAAUUGCUUUACAAACAAUUUUAGCCUAUCUGCAGCUUCAAUGUCUUUAUGUAGAAACUGAACAUAACCGGCGAAGUCCUUUUAAUAAAAUAUCAUUCAUACACUUAAGUAUUGUUGUUUUGCAAAUCAAGGCAUUACUGACAAUAUGUAGGCAAAUAUCCGAGAAAAUCUAAUGUAGCUAUAAUGUUAUUCCAUUGAUUUUUUUAAAUUUAUCAUAUAGCUAUCAAUCGUUUUGUUUGACUAAAUAUUGUUUUUUCACAAAACUUUUUACGGGUACGAACUUUUUUUCGUAGCCAAUUAUGAAAUAGUUUUAAAUAGGUGCAGGGUUAGGUAGGAAACGUAGGAAAGUUAAGUUAAAUUAAACAAAAAAAUACUGUGUAGGUAGUUGACAGUAAGUAAAUGAUAAGUUAUCAGUGAUAAAGAUUAAUUUUUAGUAGAGAUUUUUUAGUUGCCUGUAUUUUUCUUCUCUGUACCUUUAUAAAUGUUAGGUAGGUAUGCAUUUUAUGAAAAUGGUUAGGAUUAUAUAAUAAUCGUAAUAUUUAAUUAUUUGCAGUACGUAUUAUUAUUGUUGUCAUUGGUCUCCAAAUAAGCAUAGGUACCUAACUAACAGCUUUAAUAUUUCAUAGGCGUUCAUUUUCAAAUAAACACUGUGGAGCAUGUGCUUUAUUUGUGGGGGGGGGGGGGGGGCAUGAGGACGUAUUUUGCAAUGUGUUUUACAUUUACAGGUAAAAAUAAUGAUAUGUACCCAUAUGUACUUUCCCGCAUUUACGCCUUAACUGGCUCUAUACAACAACUGACACAACAACAACCUGAUAAGAUGAGUACAAUUAUUGUACAAAGUACGUUGAGAUAAAGAAUAUACCAUAUAUUAUUACUUAGUUUCACGAUUUAAGAUGUACAGGUUACUCAGCACAGUAUAGAAAUUGGUCUCCAGAGUAAUGGCCAUAGUUUAUCGCCAAAACUCGGCUGUUCAGCAUAGGAAGAAUCACAGCUAUAGAGCUUUCAGUAUAUAAGUUAUGGGCAAAGUAAACAAUUUGGGCAUUUUAUAUUAUGUCCAGAUAAUUUAUAAAAUGCCUUUCGUACAUUGGCCAAUUUCGAUAACGAAUGAUAUGAUAAAAUGAAUAGUGACAUAUUUAUAUUGGGUAUAGAAAAUAUAAAAAGUUUUUUAAAAAAUUUUUAUCACUUAUUGUCACAUGUAUUGCUUCUGCGGGAUUUUGAUGUACAUAAUUCGCUAAGCUGCUUUGUACUUGCACUUCUUUGUUUUACUUUUGUGUACACGCGUAGCCCUAUCUCCCAAAUUGGAAAAUCCAUGCUGUUUCUCGGAGUGAAAUGUUGGUUAGGUUGCACAUCAUCGACUUCCAGAAAUCUUUCUUUGCAAAUUACAAAUGAGAUUCUAACUUACAAAGUUGAAAGGCGGGAAUUACCUUUCUUGGUACCAAAUUCGUACAUAUUACUGUUAAUAAGUAGGUACUCAACUGAAUUAAUUAAGCUGAACUGUAAAGACGAUUCGUGGUUACUGAAUAGUUAAUUUUUCGAGAAUAGGUAAAAGGUCUUAUCGAUUGUGGCAUUGCACUAUAAGCACUACAACUACAUAUCAUAUAACUUAUAGUAUAUAUAACAUAUAAUAUGUAGACAGUCCCAUUGUAAGAAACCCGAUAAAAACAAACAUACUAGCUACAGAUAAUAUGAUCUUUAGAUAGUAAUUUUACUUUAUUUGACUAUAUGUUUUACGAUUAAAUAUCAUAUCAUCCGUUAUCUAUAUUGCCAAAAUUGUAUACGUCGCUCUUUAAAGUUGUAAUUUAUAAUGGUAGUUGGGAGACCUAUCGAGCGAGAGGAUUUUUUUGGAUAUGUACUUAAAAGUUGUAUUUUUAUUGGACCAGGAGCCGGUUAUUUGUGUGCCUUACCCUUGCAAAUAUUGAAAUCCCUGCCGUGGAAUGUGCGGGUGUAUUUUUUAUACAAUAUAGGUCAUACCUAUUACCUAUAAUAGGUACCUACCAUUUCCCGAGGUUAGAUAAUACCUUCACUAUGGAGGUGUACCUACGAAUAAUAUAAUACAUGUGUGUGCGUGUGUGUGUGUGGACAUUUGUAACGCGUAAUUUUAAUCUCCCACAUGACUACACUAUUUAUCUACUCUUUAGGUAUAAUUAAUUGUAUUUUAAUAAACUAUUAUUGACAUACGUUGAUAUUUGUUUUCUUUUAUCG
Molecule: messenger RNA, 5051 nt
Organism: Myzus persicae (green peach aphid)
Lineage: Eukaryota; Metazoa; Arthropoda; Insecta; Hemiptera; Aphididae
Product: fez family zinc finger protein 2-like
Exons: 5
Coding region: 485-1795 (436 amino acids)
Cellular component (GO): nucleus
Source: RefSeq, a predicted model, not a curated record